Molecule: messenger RNA, 783 nt
Organism: Drepanopeziza brunnea f. sp. 'multigermtubi' MB_m1
Lineage: Eukaryota; Fungi; Ascomycota; Leotiomycetes; Helotiales; Drepanopezizaceae
Source: RefSeq, a predicted model, not a curated record
AUGGCUACCCACACCUUCGUCGAAACAUCACCUCUGCAAAAUUUGAACAACCUCAUUCUCAAAUACGGACCCGAGGAAUUAUCCCCAUCUAAAGCAGCCAACAGGCCAGAGGACGCCACACUCAUGUCCACCUUCCCCCUCCUCAGCCUCCCCCUCGAACUCCUCCACCAAAUCGGAGCACACUACUACGCCAACCUCCCAGCCCUAGCCCUUACAUCCGCGAACCUAGACCAGCCCCUACACGCGCAUACCCCCCUCGCGCUCUCCUCGCCCCAGCUCCUCGCCCGCACCCUCCCCCCGUCGCUUUACUACCACCAUGCCACUUUCCUCUUUUCCUCACCGCGCCUGCUCAAGGAUUUCGCGGCAGCACUAGGCCCGCGCGCCGAGAACGUGAGGAGAGCCAGGAUCUUGUAUGGCGGUUGUGGCGGCUGUGGCGGCUGUGGCGGCGGCGGCAGCGGCGGCAGCGGCGGUGGUGGUGAUGCUGAUGCUGAUGCUGGUAAGGGGCACUGUGGAGGCGGAAGCGGGGACUGGGUGUAUUGCUUGCUGGAGAGUCUUCCAAGGCUGGAGGAAGUCGUGUUUGUGGUUCAGGCUCAGGCUCAGACGCAGAUUCAGGUCGGGGGAUGUGGGGAAAAGAGGAUGGGGGCCUGGUGGGAUGCUGUUGUUGAUGCUUUCAGGGAGGGCUGGGCGGGGAGACGGUCGGACGGGAAGGCAGAGGGGAAGAUAUUAGUUGUGAGAGUUGAGGUGGGCGGAGGAGAGGAGAUGGAGGCGAGGAUCGGGUGUUGA